GCACUGCGGCACGGGGCCCGCUCACAGAGCGCCGGGAGCUGGCGGUUGGGCUACCUGGGCGGCCGCCUCCCUCCGGCUGCGGGCUCGGGCGGGACGGUCCGCGUGGUGCGCGCUCCUCUCCGAUACUGACUGAAUCAGUGCUUUGCAGUGUUUUUCAGUGCUCGCCAGAAAGCUGAGAUAUGCCUACUGUUGAGAGUGAAGCCAAAGUAAAAACCAAAGUUCGCUUUGAAGAAUUAUUUAAGGCCCACAAUGAUCUAAUACGUGAAAGAAAAAAACUAAAGAAAAAACUUGCCAAAUCUAGAGAAAACAUCUCAUUUGCCACAGUUAGAAGCAAUCUUCAGAAUAUUAAAGAAACUAUAAGUGAUGAUAUAAGUUGUACUAACACUAAUAACUCAGAGAAGAGCCUACGAGUCACUAAAAACAAACUGAGGAAUACACAAUCAGCAGCUGAAGAUCCAAAUGGUGAUGUCAGUGUAGAGGAAGACAAGCAAGGGAAGCCAAAUAAAAAAGUGACAACGCCCACACAAGAAAUGGAACCAGAAGCUCCUGAGAAGGUGGCGUCCACACAUCAGAAAAGUGAUAAGGCAAAUGAGAGGAGAGAAAAAAACGAUUUAGAAGAACAACUGGUGGAAGCAUAUCAGCUCCAGGUAGCUGAAGAAAUGGCAAAGGAUAUUAAGAAGAAAAUAAGAAAGAAACUUAAAGAACAGCUGACCUAUUUUCCCUCAGAUACUUUAUUGCAUGAUGACAAAUUGAGCAGUGAAAAAAGAAAAAAGAAAAAAAAGAAAGUUCUAGCCCUUUCUAAACCUGAAAUGAGCACACUGACCAUCUGUGAUGAUGCAGUUGAAGGUGAGCAGAAGGAAUGUCCAGUUGGAGCAGUCACUUCUGAUUGUCAUAAAGAUGAUGAAAUAAACUCAACAGAGCAAAAUGUAGAUGAGAACAUGCCAGAUAACAUAAAAUCCAAGCCCAAAAAAGUAAAAAAGAAGACUAAAGCAGUUUCAGAUGAUAAUGAAGACAUUGAUGGAGAUGGUGUUCAUGAAAUAACAAGCCGGGAUAGUCCAGUUUAUCCCAAAUGUUUGCUUGAUGAUGAUCUUGUCUUGGGAGUUUAUAUUCACCGAACUGAUCGACUUAAAUCAGAUUUUAUGAUUUCUCACCCCAUGGUAAAGAUUCAUGUAGUUGAUGAGACCACUGGUCAAUAUGUCAAGAAAGAUGAUAGUGAACGUCCUGUUUCAUCUUACUAUGAAAAAGAGAAUGUGGAUUAUAUUCUUCCUAUUAUGACCCAGCCAUAUGAUUUUAAACAGUUAAAAUCAAGACUUCCAGAGUGGGAAGAACAAAUUAUAUUUAAUGAAAAUUUUCCCUAUUUACUUCGAGAUUUUGAUGAGAGUCCUAAAGUCAUCCUGUUUUUUGAGAUUCUUGACUUUUUAAGCAUGGAUGAAAUUAAGAAUAACUCUGAGGUUCAAAACCAAGAAUGUGGCUUUCGGAAAAUUGCCUGGGCAUUUCUUAAGCUUCUGGGAGCCAAUGGAAAUGCAAACAUCAAUUCAAAACUUCGCUUGCAGCUGUACUACCCACCUACUAAGCCUCGAUCCCAAUUGAAUGUUGUUGAAGUUUUCGAAUGGUGGUCCAAAUGUCCAAGAAAUCGUUACCCAUCAACCUUGUAUGUAACUGUGCGAGGAUUGAAAGUUCCAGACUGUAUAAAGCCAUCUUACCGUUCUAUGAUGGCUCUUCAGGAGGAAAAAGGUAAACCAGUAUAUUGUGAACAUCACUGUGAGUCAAGCUCAGUAGACACAGAACCUGGAUUAGAAGAUUCAAAGGAAGUAGUAAAGUGGAAACGACUGCCUGGGCAGGCUUGCCGUAUCCCAAACAAGCAUCUCUUCUCACUAAACGCAGGAGAACGAGGGUGUUUUUGUCUUGAUUUCUCCCAUAAUGGAAGAAUAUUAGCAGCAGCCUGUGCCAGCCGGGAUGGAUAUCCAAUUAUAUUAUAUGAAAUCCCUUCUGGACGUUUCAUGAGAGAACUGUGUGGCCACCUUAACAUCAUUUAUGACCUUUGCUGGUCCAAAGAUGAUCGCUGUAUCCUUACUUCAUCAUCUGAUGGCACUGCCAGGAUAUGGAAAAAUGAAAUAAACAAUACAAAUACUUUCAGAGUUUUGCCUCACCCUUCUUUUGUUUACACGGCUAAGUUCCAUCCUGCUACAAGAGAGCUGGUGGUUACAGGAUGCUAUGAUUCUAUAAUUCGGAUAUGGAAAGUUGAUAUGAAAGAAGAUGUAGCCACACUGGUCCGACAGGUUGAUGCUCACAAGAGUUUUAUAAACUCUGUCUGUUUUGAUGAUGAAGGUCAUCACAUGUAUUCAGGAGAUUGCACAGGGGUGAUUGUUGUUUGGAAUACUUACGUGAAAGCUAAUGAUUUGCAGCAUUCAGUGCGCCACUGGACUAUAAAUAAGGAAAUUAAAGAAACUGAAUUUAAGGGAAUUCCAAUAAGUUAUUUGAAGGUUCAUCCCAAUGGAAAACGUUUACUGAUCCAUACCAAAGACAGUACUUUGAGAAUUAUGGAUCUCCGAAUAUUAGCAGCAAGGAAAUUUGUAGGUGCAGCAAAUUACCGGGAGAAGAUUCAUAGCACUUUGACACCAUGUGGGACCUUUCUUUUUGCUGGAAGUGAGGAUGGUGUAGUAUAUGUUUGGAACCCAGAAACAGGAGAACAAGUAGCAGUAUAUUCUGACCUGCCAUUUAAGUCACCCAUUCGAGACAUUUCUUACCAUCCAUUUGAAAAUAUGGUUGCAUUUUGUGCAUUUGGGCAGAAUGAGCCAAUUCUUCUUUAUAUUUAUGAUUUCCAUGUAGCCCAGCAGGAAGCUGAAAUGUUCAAACGCUACAAUGGAACAUUUCCAUUACCUGGAAUACACCAAAGUCAAGAUGCAUUAUGCACCUGUCCUAAACUACCCCAUCAAGGCUCUUUUCAGAUUGAUGAAUUUGUCCACACUGAAAAUUCUUCAACAAAGAUGCAGUUAGUGAAACAGAGACUCGAAACUGUCACAGAGGUGAUACGAUCCUGUGCUGCAAAAGUCAACAAAAAUCUUUCCCUUACUUCACCACCACCAGCCUCCUCACAACAACCUAAGUUAAAACAGCCUAACCUGCUGACCCCUGAGGAGAUUCUACAGCAGUUUGGUUUCACUCAGACUG
Castor canadensis (American beaver) is the source of this 3171-nucleotide messenger RNA. RefSeq names its product Abelson helper integration site 1 (gene Ahi1). Gene Ontology annotation, biological process: motile cilium assembly. The record is from RefSeq and is a predicted model, not a curated record. Lineage: Eukaryota; Metazoa; Chordata; Mammalia; Rodentia; Castoridae. Gene Ontology annotation, cellular component: ciliary basal body. Gene Ontology annotation, molecular function: protein binding.